AUGUACACGACACAGGAUAAGGGGGAUACUGUCCCAUCUUCCAUGAAACGGAAAGCAGCAGAAGCCGCCAAUACCAUUACCUUCACGUCACGCAAUCCACCAUGGACCUAUCUCAAGCUACAGCUGAUCCCUCAACCCGGUUCCUCAUCCCUACAACCCCUUGACGACCUCUCCGCCCGCACCUAUCUCUCCGCCGCUCUAUCCCAAUUCCUCGGCCUAACGGGCACAGCCAUCCCAAUUGAUAUCCUAAAAAUAGAGCUCGCGUCCUCUACAGCUCAAAAAUACGACACUGCCUGGAUUCGUGUUCCAAGGGAUGAUGGAGCGCCCGUCGUCGGCGCACUAAGCUCUUGGGUUGGCAGUGGGAGCGUGAAUGUUGCAUGGCGGGUAUGCGCCAAGGGGAAUUACCUGGGUGCGCUGGUUGCUGGCUCCGGGCGGGACUUAUUCGUUCCUUAG
Molecule: messenger RNA, 453 nt
Organism: Penicillium odoratum
Lineage: Eukaryota; Fungi; Ascomycota; Eurotiomycetes; Eurotiales; Aspergillaceae
Exons: 2
Coding region: 1-453 (150 amino acids)
Biological process (GO): intronic box C/D snoRNA processing; tRNA processing; nuclear-transcribed mRNA catabolic process, RNase MRP-dependent
Cellular component (GO): nucleolar ribonuclease P complex; ribonuclease MRP complex
Molecular function (GO): ribonuclease MRP activity
Source: RefSeq, a predicted model, not a curated record